Molecule: messenger RNA, 2403 nt
Organism: Sinocyclocheilus rhinocerous
Lineage: Eukaryota; Metazoa; Chordata; Actinopteri; Cypriniformes; Cyprinidae
Gene: olfch1
Product: olfactory receptor C family, h1
Exons: 6
Coding region: 1-2403 (800 amino acids)
Biological process (GO): G protein-coupled receptor signaling pathway
Cellular component (GO): plasma membrane
Molecular function (GO): G protein-coupled receptor activity
Source: RefSeq, a predicted model, not a curated record
AUGCCAUCCUUUACAGAAAAACCCCAUCGCCUAAUGUGCACCAGCCUUAAUUUGAGAGAAUUCCGUUUUGCUCAGACCAUGAUCUUUGCCAUCGAAGAAAUUAACAGCAAGGCGAGCUUACUCCCAAACAUUUCGAUUGGAUACCAAAUAUUUGACAGCUGCGGUUCCACAUUAGCCUCUAUGAGAUCAUCAAUGGCUCUGAUUAAUGGUCAGGAGUUGACAGCAGAACACAUCUGCUCUGGAAAAACAGCAGUUAAAGCCAUUAUUGGAGAAUCUGAGUCCUCCUCAACCAUUGUACUAUCCAGAGCAACAGGGCCCUUCAGGAUUCCUGUGAUAAGCCAUUUUGCUACCUGUGCCUGCCUGAGCAACAGAAAGCAGUUUCCUUCUUUCUUCAGAACUAUUCCCAGUGAUUUCUACCAGAGCAGAGCUCUAGCACAACUAGUCAAACAUUUCCGCUGGACAUGGGUUGGAGCAGUGAGAAGUGAUAAUGACUAUGGAAACAAUGGCAUGGCAACCUUUGUAGAGGUAGCCGAGAGAGAAGGAGUAUGCAUUGAAUAUUCAGAGGCCAUAUCAAGGACAAAUUCCAAAGAGAAGAUUGCUAAGGUUGUUGAAGUAAUAAAAAAAGGCACUGCUAAAGUUCUUGUGGCAUUUUUGGCACAGGGUGAAAUGGAUGUGUUGCUGGAGGAGAUUAUCAGACAGAAUGUAACCGGGCUACAGUGGGUAGGCAGUGAAUCCUGGAUUACAGCGAGAUACUUGGCAACCAAAAUUGUUUCAAAAGUCCUUGGUGGUGCAGUUGGUUUUACAAUUAGCAAGUCAAAAAUUCCAGGCUUGAGAGAAUUUCUCCUUAAGGUCAAUCCAUCUCAAAACCCUUCAAAUGCUCUUCUGAGGGAAUUUUGGGAGAUGGCAUUUGGAUGCCAUCUCUUUCCUACAAUCAGCUCUAAAACUGAGCAUGAGAAGUUUUGUAAUGGAUCUGAAAAUCUGAGUAAUAUGAGUAAUGAGUUCACAGAUGUAUCUGAGCUAAGGAUUUCAAAUAAUGUAUAUAAGGCAGUUUACGCUAUAGCUUAUGCUUUGCAUAACACAUUGGCUUGCAAAACCUCAAAAGGUGCACCUGAAAACAAAGGGACAUGUGGAACAAAGGAGGUAAUGCAUUCUCUUCAAAAUGUGAAUUUCACAAUGGCCUCAGGCGAGACGAUAUACUUUGACCAAAAUGGAGACCCUACGGCAAGAUAUGAACUAGUAAACUGGCAGAAAAAUGGAGCAGGGGAAACAACUUUUAUUACUGUAGGACACUAUGAUGCCUCACUACCCAGUGAACAGCAGUUUGUCAUGAAUUCUAUCAAUAUAGUUUGGGCAGGAGACAGUCACACGAAACCGAGUUCAGUGUGCAGUGAGAGCUGUCGGCCAGGUUUCAGACAAGCUGUGAUCAAAGGGAGACCAGUAUGCUGCUUUGAAUGUUUGCGGUGCCCUUCUGGAGAAAUCAGCAGUACUACUGAUUCUGCUGAAUGCAUCAAAUGUCCUUUAGAGCACUGGUCAAAUGAAAACCACAGUAUGUGUGUCCUCAAGAAAGUGGAGUUCCUUUCAUUUGAGGAAAACAUGGGAAUACUUUUGACUGCAUUCUCGUUAACCGGGGUGUCUUUAACAAUUGCAGUUGCACUGAUGUUUUACCACUUCAUAGACACUCCUCUUGUGAAGGCUAGCAAUGCAGAACUGAGCUUCCUUCUGCUUUUCUCACUGUCUCUGUGUUUUCUCUGUUCACUCACUUUUAUUGGUCAGCCUACUGAGUGGUCCUGUAUGUUGCGCCACACAGCAUUUGGGAUCACUUUUGCCCUUUGUAUGUCUUGUGUUCUGGCAAGGACAAUAGCAGUGGUAAUGGCCUUCAAGGCCACAGUGCCUGGUACAAGUGUUCCUCAAUGUACAUUGCCCUUACAAAGAGUUAGUGUUUUCUGUUGCACUUUUUUUCAGGUAAUAAUAUGUACUCUGUGGCUGGUAUUAGCCCCUCCAAUCCCGUAUAAAAAUAUUACCCAUUCAUUAGAUACAAUAAUACUUGAAUGUGAUCUAGGAUCAGCUAUAGGUUUCUGGGCUGUGCUUGGUUAUAUUGGUUUGCUGUCUGUCCUAUGUUUCGUUUUGGCUUUUCUUGCUCGAAAGCUGCCUGAUAACUUUAAUGAAGCCAAAUUCAUCACGUUCAGUCUGCUAAUAUUCUGUGCUGUUUGGAUCACCUUUAUCCCAGCUUAUGUCAGUUCUCCUGGAAAAUUUACUGUAGCUGUGGAGAUAUUUGCGAUCUUAGCCUCUAGUUUUGGCUUGCUAUUCUGUAUAUUUACACCAAAAUGCUACAUUAUCUUACUCAAGCCAGAGCAAAACACAAGGAAACAUAUCAUGGGCAAAACCCAUAAUAAAUCACAAUAA